ACUGAAAUAGCAGCAUUGACCUCCGGGAGUUACGUAACCGCGUGGUAUCUGGAAUGAAGUGUAUCUUGCAGUGAUGUAAAGUGCCUUGAACUAUAUCUAGUGAACUCCUUCUAUAGUAGACUAAUCACAGACUUCUCAAUAUGUAUUAAUCAUUUCUCAUCUUCUUUAGACGGGAUUGAUUUCACUUCUGUAAAAGCAAUGAAACACGAUAUCUUCCAAAAUUACUGCAAGGGAUUUCGAUGGCUUCCGUUUCGCAGACAGUCCUCUUCUACUGUUCACGCCCCCAAAGGAUCCACCACCACUUUUCAAUCAAAGACAUUGGCAGAUGUACCAGGGCCACGAGGGGUGUACAAUAUUCCUUUCAUAGGAAACGCCCUACAGUUUUACCCAUACAUGAAGAAGAAAGACACUCACUUGUUUUUUCAAGAGCUGCACAUGCGCUAUGGUAAACUGGCAAGGAUGCGCCUCGGAUCUAAGAACUGCCUUCUGCUUUUUGACCCGACAUUGAUUGGUGAGGCUAUGUCACAAGAAGGAAUCUAUCCGGAACGAUAUCCUAUUCAAAUGAUGGAGGCUUAUGUGAAAAACACAAGGAGACCCCUUUUUAGUCAACAGAAAGGACUGGAGUGGCAGAACAUACGGAGCCCUGCACAACAAAGCAUAAAAUCAUCUGUCAUAAAAAGUUAUUUAGGCCAACAAAUCCAAUGCGCCGAGGAAUUGGUCACGUGGCUUGGUAACCAUGGUAACAAUAAUCCAAACGUCAAAAAAGUGUUCAUGCGAUAUUCGGCCGAUGCCAAUUCAGUAGUGGCGUUCGACAAAAAAAUCGGUUUUCUUAAGAGUCUGGAGCACCCUGAUCCUGAACUUGAACUCUUUCUACACAGCAUCUCUCAGUUCAUGGAGGCCAUAGGUGACAGCUUAUUUUCAGUUCCAUGGUUUAAGUUGUGGCGAACGAAGUUAUAUGUGGACUUUGAGACUGCAGCUGAUACAGUUUAUAGAAUAAGCGAGAAGUAUAUUGAUGAGGCAAGACGAGAACUGAACCGCCGAGAAGGAGACCUUCGUCUAGACCCAAGCGAUGGUGACCUGACGAUUCUGAAAUCACUUCUACAAAAUGAGCGGAUGCCUGAUUCCUGUACUGUAACACUGAUGUCAGCGCUUCUGUAUGGCGGGGUGGAACAGGUUUCCCAGUUGUUAAUAUGGAUGUUGUGGUUGCUUGGGAAGUCACCAGACAAACAACAGAUCCUUUACAAUGAGAUUUUGAGCAUAGGGGAUUCCCCUCUUACUGCAGCUCAAUUAGGACAUAUGCCUUAUUUGAAAGCUUGUGUCAAAGAAACAUUCAGGAAUGUCCCUCCAAUAGCAACUGGAAUCGCCAGAAAACUCCAACAAGAUACAGAAAUAGGGGGAUACCACAUACCUAAAGGAACCUUCAUGUUUUUCUGCAACAACACCCUGUCUUUGUCCGAAGAGCAGUUUGAGAACCCAGAAAAGUUUCUCCCUGAGCGGUGGAUAGAAGGGAAAAACGACAGCCAGAAGCAGAGACUUAUGGGACUCUGUGUACAACCAUUUGGAUUAGGAAAAAGAAAUUGCCUAGGGCGGCGGUUCGCCGAACAGGAAAUCCACCUGGCUGUUAUAAAGAUUUUACAGAAUUUUGAAGUGGAGGUAACUGAUGACUGUAGAGAUGCCCUUCCCCAGUACACAACAUUUGCUGUCCCUGAUCGACCAAUCAAAUUCAUAUUUAAAAGGCGAUGACAAUCAUAUCAUUUUUAUCGCCUAUGCACUUGAAUCUCUCAGUGCGUAAAGCUAGGUUACAGUGUACCUACGACUAUGGUUUCAUUAUUCUCUGGUUGGUCGGGCACACACCGAGCUACUCUGUCAGCCAAUAUCACUCAUCCCUUGACGGUACAUGCCAUCGACCGACGUUAUAGUUUACUGAGAACACCGAGUGUAUCCCUUAUAUAAUCCUAACGUUAUAUUCAGUGCGCAAUACUCAAUAAUUGUUUCUACGAUCAUAUAGCAGUUUUUUGUUUGUGAUGAUGCCUGGAUGCUAUCCUAAUUUAUGUUUUAUCCUAAAAUAUAUUUGUUGAUCAAUUUUCAACUAGAAAAUGUAUUAUAUUGAUGUUUUUAUUCAUAUUUCCUUUAAACAUAAUAUUAAUUUGAGAUUGUUUUGAACUUUUGAAUGGGUAGACACAACAUGCCUGGUGAAUUCAGUGACAGUUUUUGUGAACAUUUUCGUUGCCUUCGGAUUUCAGAAGCUGACGGAUCUUUAGUAGUCUAACGUUUCACAUAAUUCCUGUAAUUCUCUGAAUCGGUGUAUGAAGUAGACUCUACAAUACCUGCAAUAGUUUAACAUAAAUUGAAUAAAAAUGUGUGAUGAAAAAUGAGGGAAGUUUUGGGACAGGUAAAAUGAAUCGUAAGAAAGAUUCAACAUGUUUUAUAAAACUUUUUUCCUUCUUUGGAUUUAAAAAAAAAAAAAAAUAGAUAUCUUUAGCUAUGUUUUGGAAAACAGCCAUAACGCAUUAAUUGAAAUAAAAAUUUAUACGUC
Messenger RNA from Saccostrea echinata, 2536 nucleotides. RefSeq names its product 1,25-dihydroxyvitamin D(3) 24-hydroxylase, mitochondrial-like. Bases 199 to 1743 code for a protein of 514 amino acids. Lineage: Eukaryota; Metazoa; Mollusca; Bivalvia; Ostreida; Ostreidae. The record is from RefSeq and is a predicted model, not a curated record. The transcript is spliced from 10 exons. Gene Ontology annotation, molecular function: heme binding; iron ion binding; monooxygenase activity.